AUGCCAAAGACCCAACACAAAUGCGACCUAUGUGGCAAACCACUUCGGAACCUGGCAGACGCGAAACGUGUUUACGAUCGUACAUGCCCUGGCUUCCGGGCGCUGCAUAUUCAAUCUGUGGCGCAUAUUCGGCCGCAUCUACCUCCUCCACUUCCUCCUGUUGAAGUCCAGGUUGAAGAAACCCCGCCAGAGCCUCUCAAAUAUCGCUCAAGUGGUCUGCCAGACCGUCAUCGUAAGGCUCCGGCACGGCUGAAUGACGCUGCCCCAGCCCCUCCACCACGAGUAAGACGACAGCAAAGAGCAAAUAUGUCAGCAGUCUCUAUGGCACCAGCACCAACACCAGCAUCCACAGAACCAAAAGCACCACGAACGUACAUCCAAACAGAGCCCAAUGCUUAUGGGCUGUAUAAGGUGUAUCCACGACGUCCAACGCACGAUCCUGAUGACGGCCUCACCAUUGUCGACCUCUAUCAGGUCCCCUUGCCGACCCAAAGUAGCUUGAAUGAACUACUACCCCCACCAGAGCCUUGUAUCACAUCGAGGAAGAGAGCGCGGGUUCUAUUGCUGGCUUUGAUCGACUUAUCCAAAACGUCCUUCGACCCAACGCAGAAGCCGAAUCGGACGGCGUCAACCUACACGAUCUCCCGUUUCCCUUUUCAACCAAAAAAAUUUUUGGACGACCUAGACAAAAAGGGAAUCGAGCCUCUCGGAGUAAACGAAAAAUGGAUCCAAGGAUCUGUUUUGCUCAAAUUGCCUUGUGCGGGUCGAAAGCAAAAGGAAAUUGACGCUCCAGAAUUUACAAUCACCGAUAUUCACUAUCGCCCCCUCCUCGACCCAAUCAGAGAGGUUCUCCAAGGACCGCUAUUCAAAAACUUUCACACCACACUCAGAUUUGACCCGACAUUUGAUCCCAAUCAAUCGACUUCACCCGACAUACCACUCGAUGAACACAAUCCAAGAUUGAAUGGCCAUGGCCUCCCCGAACUACCUCCUCAUCACGAAGAAGUUUUUGGAGAAAUCUACACGUCAGCUGCCAUGCUUGAGGCGUACCAUUCAAUACCGCAACCUCCGCCUCCUCAAUCUCCUGACGAUCCAAUAGAAAGCAUCGUCGUCGCCCUUAUGGAGUGGUCCAACGCAACUCACCUUGCUCAAUUCGGUACAGCAUCACUUUGGCCGUGCUACACAUUUUUCGGCAACCACCCAAAGGCGUAUCGAGGCAAACCAUCCUUGAAUGCUGGCUUCCAUCAAGCGUACUUCACAACCCUUCCCAACUCCAUUCGCGAUGCAUACCGGAAAGAGUAUGGACAGGACAUGUCGGACGAUGUUUAUAGACAUCUCAAACGCGAACUAAUGCAUCGAAUAUGGGACCUCUUACUCUCAGAGGAUUUCAUGGACGCCUAUGAUAAUGGAAUCAAGAUACGUUGUUGGGACGGCAUAGUUCGUCUCAUUUUUCCGCGGUUCUUCAUCUACGGUGCAGACUAUCCCGAGAAGGUUCUUCUGGCCACUAUCUGA
Molecule: messenger RNA, 1512 nt
Organism: Mycena indigotica
Lineage: Eukaryota; Fungi; Basidiomycota; Agaricomycetes; Agaricales; Mycenaceae
Exons: 5
Coding region: 1-1512 (503 amino acids)
Source: RefSeq, a predicted model, not a curated record